GUAUGUUUUAAUAAGAUAAUAUGUGAUUCAUAUGUCUUGUAUUAUUUUUUCCUAUUAUUUAAAAAUUAUAUAAUCAGUUUCUUUGAUAUGGUUAUAGAUUUUAUAAAAAUUAUUUGUUUUGAUGAAAAUUUUCAAGAAAUUUUUAUUGAAGAAUUAUUUUUGUAUUUCAUUAUCAUCUGUAAUAAGAUUAUUAUCUUCAAUAACAUUUUUAACAUACUAAUAGACGUGGUAACAUCGAGAAACUAUGAACACACGAUAAUAUAUUUUUUAUUAUAGCUAUAUAAUCACGUUAUAAGAAAAGGAAAAAUAUUUAAUAAUUAGUGAUUAGAUAAUUUUCCACGAAUAUCGAAUUUUUUAAAAUAAUUUUUUGUACAUAAAGAUAGCUAUAUUAUAUAUACUGUAAGAUAUCUCAAACACUAAUAACAAUGUUAUUAUAAGAAACGAAAUAUGAUAGAGAGAGAGAGAGAGAGAGAUAGAUAGAAUCGUUUUACUUCAUUUAAUGCAAACCUAUAAAUCACUUAUAACUUAAUAAAUUAAGCCUAUAAAAUCAAUAUUUUUAUAUAUUUACUUUUACGUUUGUUUUGAUUUCUAAAAUCAACUAUUUCAAGGUGUUUACGAAUACAUUAACACCUCCUAUUACACCAUUAAUAGCAAAUUUGUAUAGGAUUCGAAAACUAAGCCUGAUCAGCGUACGUUACACGUAACUAUGGAAAAAAGUUGUUUAAAAUGUUAUCCUUGAUAACAUAUUUCAAGAACAUUAAAUUCGAUCAAGGCAACUGUUUUAUGAAUACAAUUAUCUCAUAUUUUUUACAUAUAAUACCUUAAUUUAAUAUUCGUUAUGAGAUACAAGACACGAAGAAAUAAAUUUACGAUAUAAAUACUAUUUUUAUAUGUCUAUAAAUAUAUCUUAAUAAAUUUGCAAACCGAAUUUCAAAUAUACUUUACUUUCGUCGCGAUCGACGACUACUACAGUGAAAACAGUGAGAACGUAUUUAUAACGUUCUCAGCCUUCACCGUAUAUAAACAUAAGAUUAUCGACGAAGAGAGAGAGGCAAAACAAAUUUUGAAUUUACUGUCUUUACGUAACAAGGAGAAUCAUUCUUCGACACGAUUUGAACAUCGAAACACUUCGGUUAAUACAGAAAAACGAAUUAACACUGUAAUUUAAAAUUAACACAUAUGAGGAUAAAAAUGAUGACGAACGUGAUAGAUUUUCAUACUUCGUUUUUUUAUAUGCUUAACAAUGAAGCGAACGGAGAUAAGUUACACGAAUAUAUGAGCGAUUUUUUUGUGGAUCCUCCUGUAAUAUCUAAGAAACAAAAAUGUGGAAAAAGUCAAUUAAUGGAUCUUAUGGUGCAGGGAGAAAUCAAAAUGGUAGAAGGAAGGUACAGCGAAACAGUUGAUAUCUGUACACAAGGUUUGCAACAGAGUCUUCCAUUCAGUGCACAAUCCGCCAUUUUGUACUUCAUUCGAGCAGAAGCUCUGGAAAGUCUUCACAUGUAUGAAGAAAGUUUGUUAGAUAUCGACAGAGCGAUAGAAAUUUCUGUCAGCAAAACGUUAACGAAUAUGUUGCAAAAAAAGAGGAUUGAUAUAUUAAAGGAAGCCGCUUGUUUCGAACCGCAAAAAAUGCGCGAUAGAUGCGACUUUGAGAAUAUACCACAGUUCUCAAACAAUCAUCAUAAAUAUCAGUUAGGUUUGAGCGAUGCUAUCGACUUGAUAAACAAUGGACGAUACUUUGUGGCGGUAAAACCGAUCAAGAUGAAAGACGUUAUCCUAAUCGACAAGUCGCAAAUUACCCAUCUUCACAAAGAUGAUUGGGACGAUGAUCCUACGAAUAACAUGUGCCAUUAUUGUUUCAAAUACUGCAGAGCGUUGAUUCCAUGCGAUUAUUGUUACCAUGCGCUAUACUGUUCGAAAGAAUGUCGCAGUAAGGCGUAUCAUGCCUAUCAUCAAAUCUAUUGCCGGUAUGGAAAUUUGGAUAACAAAUCUUCGUUCGUGCUUAAAUUGCUCCUGAAAAUUACUGAUAACGGCACGAGAUUGAAAGAAACUCUCGAGUAUCACAAAGAAUUGGAAAAUAUGAAUGAAGAAAUGGAGAAAAAGGUUUAUAAUCUGAAAGAAAUGAAGGAAAACAAUUUAAGAUGUAUUCUUAAUUUGAGCAUUCCUAUGAAGAAGGAUGAUAACAGGACCGAAGAUAAUUUAUUUUAUUCAGCCAAAAUAGCUAUGCUGCUUCGAAAUCAUAGUAAUUAUAUGCAAGGAAGCAAUGAUAUUUUAAAUUUGACUAAAUUACUCUGUCGUUUAUGUUAUAUUUACGACGUAUAUGCACGUAUGGAUUUUGUACCAAUUUUCGAAAGAUAUAUCGCCCUAGUACAAAAUUUGUACUUCUUGCUUAACUUGGUCCGCCAUUCCUGUUCCGGGAAUACAAUAUAUACCGUGCAUAAAAACAAUGUGCUCGUUCUGCGAGCGGCUAAAGAUAUAUAUCCAGGCGAGCUGAUUACCUUUAACUUCAUGUCCAAAUACGUCGCAUUAGAGUCCAAUUCUAUGCCUCGAAGCAUCAUGCUGAAAAAUUUCUUCGAUAUUUCAUGCGAUUGUGAAGCUUGCGCGAAAGGUUAUAAAUUUAAACCCGAACUCGGUACAAAUUUAGAUAUACCAAAUCAAUUACAACAACGUUUACGAAGAUGUCGAAUUGACAUUGAUGCUAUGUGGGAAUUGCUUAAAAUAAUUAAUAACAGCACGAGAAAGCCAUGUUUGGAGAUAGAAAUUCUGAAAUAUUCCAUUUCAGAUGCGUAUUACGGGGAAGAAUAUUUUGUAAGUAUAUAUUAUAUACAAUAUACAAAGUUAAAUGGAGACGACAUAUUGCAUUAAAUUAACUGUUCAGCUUAAUUUUAUUUUUAAUUUAAUAUUGUGAAUAUGAUUGUGAGCAAAGUAGUCGAAUCAUUGUUGUUUUUUUUUUUUAUGAGAUUUUUAAUAUGAGAGUAGAAGAAUUACAAAAAGAAAGUUAUAAAUACAAAUAUUAUGAUUGGGUAAUUAAAAAAAUUAAAAUUACUAUAAAUAUAUUGAUUGAAGUUUGUUUUCCAAAUUAAUUUAAAAAAUUCUGAAUCAAUUAAUUCUUGAUUAAUUUACUAAUUCUUGAAUUAAUUUAUAUAUUUUUCUU
Messenger RNA from Apis cerana (Asiatic honeybee), 3151 nucleotides. Its product is annotated as SET and MYND domain-containing protein 4. The record is from RefSeq and is a predicted model, not a curated record. Gene Ontology annotation, molecular function: histone deacetylase binding. Lineage: Eukaryota; Metazoa; Arthropoda; Insecta; Hymenoptera; Apidae. Gene Ontology annotation, cellular component: cytoplasm; nucleus.